GAGGCCGCGCCAGUGACAGCGAUGGCGGCGGAGUCGGCGCUCCAAGUGGUGGAGAAGCUGCAGGCGCGCCUGGCCGCCAACCCGGACCCGAAGAAGCUAUUGAAAUAUUUGAAGAAACUCUCUGCCUUGCCUAUUACAGUAGACAUUCUUGCGGAAACUGGUGUUGGGAAAACAGUAAAUAGCCUGCGAAAACACGAGCACGUUGGAAACUUUGCCAGAAACUUAGUGGCCCAGUGGAAGAAGUUGGUUCCUGUGGAACGGAACACUGAGCCUGACGAACAGGACUAUGAGAAGAGCAGUUCCCGAAAGCGCCCGAGGGACGCCCUUCAGAAGGAGGAGGAGAUGGAAGAGGACUACCCAGAAAACUGGAAAGCCUCCAGUAGCCAGUCCUAUAGUCCGGAUCACAGACAGAAAAAACACAGAAAACUCUCGGAGUUCGAGAGACCUCACAAAGUGUCUCACAGUCACGAGAGGAGAGACGAGAGAAAGAGGUGCCGCAGAGCCUCGCCAGUCUACUCUUCAGACCACGAAUCAUCUGACUAUGGCCACGUCCAGUCCCCUCCGUCGUCUGCCAGUCCUCAUCAGAUGUCCGUGGACCAUUACAGAUCCCCGGAGGAGGACCAUGAGCCCUUUGUCCCACACCAGAAGCCCGGAAAAGGCCACAGUAAUGCCUUUCAUGACAGACUAGGAGUCAGUCAAGAACGACACCUGGGCGAACCCCAGGGCAAAGGGGUCAUGAGUCAGAACAAGGAGCACAAAUCUUCCCACAGAGAAAAAUGUCCCGUGGAUGCCAGGGGAGAUGAGAAGUCGUCCCUGAGCAGAGAGAAGUCCCACAAGGCCGUCUCCAAAGAGGAGACACGGAGGCCGCCCUCCGGGGACAGCUCGAGAGAGAAGCCGCCCUCGAGUGGGGUGAGGAAGGAGAAGGAGAGGGAGGGCGGCACCAAGAAGAAGGGUCUGCCCGCCUCGGAGGCGGCUUCAGACAACCACGUGAAAAGACCAAAGCACAGAGACUCGGAGAAAACCAGAUCCGACAAAAACAAGCCCGGCGUAGACAGCUUAGACGCGGGGAAGGGGGCAGGAGACCUGUUGCCCAAGGUGAAAGAGAAGGUUUCUAACAACCUAAAGACUCAAGAGGGGAAAGUGAAAACGGCUCAUUCAGAUAGAAAGUCAGUGGGCUCCCUCCCUAAAGCUGAGGAGGCAGACGCGGAUGACGAGUUUGAGCAGCCCACCAUGUCUUUUGAGUCAUACCUCAGCUAUGACCAGCCCCGGAAGAAAAAGAAAAAGAUUGUGAAAACUUCAGCCACGGCUCUUGGAGAAAAAGGACUUAAAAAAAACGAUUCGAAAAGCACUAGUAAAAACUUGGACUCGGUUCAGAAAUUACCUAAGGGGCACGAAAACAAGUCAGAGAAGCUUCAGCUGGCUGGGGCUGACGCAGCCAAGCUGAGAAAGGUCCCCACCGAGGCGUUGCCCGACCUCCCCUUGCCCGUGAUACAGGCCAAUUACCGUCCACUUCCUUCCCUCGACUUGAUAGCCUCCUUCCAACCAAAGCGAAAAGCCCUCUCAUCACCCCAGGAAGAGGAAGAAGCUGGAUUCACUGGGCGGAGAAUGAAUUCUAAGAUGCAGGUGUAUUCCGGUUCCAAGUGUGCCUACCUCCCCAAAAUGAUGACCUUGCACCAGCAGUGCAUCCGGGUACUUAAGAACAACAUCGACUCGAUCUUUGAAGUGGGAGGUGUCCCGUAUUCUCUUCUUGAACCCGUUUUGGAGAGGUGUACGCCUGAUCAGCUGUAUCGCAUUGAGGAAUACAAUCACGUAUUAAUUGAAGAAACAGAUCAAUUAUGGAAAAUUCAUUGUCACCGAGACUUUAAGGAAGAAAGGCCAGAGGAGUAUGAGUCAUGGCGGGAGAUGUACCUGCGGCUCCAGGAUGCCCGAGAGCAGCGGCUACGACUGCUGACGAAGAACAUCCGAUCCGCACACGCGAAUAAGCCCAAAGGCCGACAAGCAAAGAUGGCCUUUGUCAACUCUGUGGCCAAACCACCUCGCGAUGUUCGGAGACGGCAGGAGAAGUUUGGAACAGGGGGAGCGCUUGUGCCCGAGAAGAUCAAGAUUAAGCCAGCCCCGUACUCCACAGGAAGCAGCCACGCUCCCCUCAGCAGUGGCAGCAGCCACAGCUUUAACGCCAGCCCCGAAGAGCCAGCCUACGAAGGCCCGAGCACCAGCAGUGCCCACUUGGCGCCUGUGGUCAGCAGCACCGUUUCCUAUGACCCUAGGAAACCGACUGUGAAGAAAAUUGCCCCAAUGAUGGCCAAGACGAUUAAAGCUUUCAAGAACAGAUUCUCCCGACGAUAA
Molecule: messenger RNA, 2346 nt
Organism: Equus caballus (horse)
Lineage: Eukaryota; Metazoa; Chordata; Mammalia; Perissodactyla; Equidae
Gene: ELOA
Product: elongin A
Biological process (GO): transcription elongation by RNA polymerase II
Cellular component (GO): nucleus; elongin complex
Molecular function (GO): protein binding
Source: RefSeq, marked provisional